Messenger RNA from Hylaeus anthracinus, 3848 nucleotides. It is a transcript of the gene Atg101, whose product is annotated as autophagy-related protein 101. NCBI's taxonomy places the organism in Eukaryota, Metazoa, Arthropoda, Insecta, Hymenoptera, Colletidae. Gene Ontology annotation, biological process: autophagy; autophagosome assembly. The coding region runs from base 909 to 1565 and encodes 218 amino acids. The transcript has 2 exons. Gene Ontology annotation, cellular component: phagophore assembly site. The record is from RefSeq and is a predicted model, not a curated record.
GGAACGGGAACGCGAACGGGAACGGGAACAGGAGAAAUAUGUAGAUUGUAAAAUGGCGCGUGUCGCGAGGACAGCUCGGACAGCUGUUGUUUACCUACAAAAGAGGUCUGUAGAGUCUACAACUUGUUGGUCCGAAUGAAUCAUUUUCACAGGACGAUUAUCACAGACGUAGAAAUUUAUUCGAAAAGUAACUUGAAAAUGAACAGUAUUUAACGAGAACUAAGAAGAUAAAGGUGAUAGAAUAACGGAUGAAUUUAAACGAUAAAGUGGUUAUACAGUGGUGGCAGUGGUAGUACAAGUCAGCCACGGCCACAGCAGUGUGGUCAUGGUAAUGGUAAUAGCAGUGCAAGUGGUUGUGUAGGUAUUCAAGAAAAAAGACAGCUUAAAGCUCAACGAAAUUCUUCAUGGAAGAAUUAAUCGGAUUCUAUGACGCAUUGUUGAUGUUCGAACCGACAAUAAAUGAAAUUUAUUUCAAGUAAAUAUCACGAGAAGCGUGAAAAUAAAAGUACAUUAAUCAGACCGAAAGGAAAACGAACGGGGAAGUAAAUUAAAGUUAUUCUCGACAAUUUAAGCAACAUUAUGCUUAUUUAUCAAAGACAUAACAUUUUCCUAACCGUUGUUACGUAAAUGUGUGAAUAAGGUAUCCAAAGGAGCAAAAAAUCUUAUUCUUCAUUUUUGCUCCUUUAUUUCAAUGCGAGUAUAUAUCCGUGUCGGAUAAUUUAGUCGUAAAACUCUAUAAAGAAUGUAGAAAGUUACUUGUAUGACGUUAUUUAUUGAUUAUUUCAUUGUAUUUUGGAACAAUAUUGGACAAUUUUUUACAACCAAAAGAUGACCAAAUAUCAUCCAGUAUCACAGCAAGUCUCCACUGUUAAUCAUCGUUUUUACCACUGCUCUUACGAGGAAUCACCAUGAAUGCGAGAACUCAAUUGUUCGAAUUAAGUAUGGAGGGCCGACAAGUGGACGAUGCGGUAGCGAGUAUUUUCCACAGCGUUCUUUUUCAUAGGAGUCUUGGUAAAUUCAAAUACAAACAAGAAGGCAGCUAUUCGGUAGGCACUGUGGGAUACCAAGACGUCGACUGUGAUUUCAUCGAUUUUACUUACGUGUGUUGUUCGUCUGUGCACCUGGACCAAACAUUGAAACGUGAAAUAUCAGGUUUUUCCGAAGCUUUACGGUCCACCGAUAGUCCAGGUUCGGGCCAAAUAUCCUUGGAAUUCUUUCAGAAGAAGAAAAAUCGUUGGCCCUUUCAACCGGAAUGCAUACCAUGGGAAGUAUGGACAGUACGUUUGGAACUAAUAAAAUUAGCGACAGAGCACGAAAGACAGAUAUGCAGGGAAAAAGUUGGCGAUUUAUUAACGGAUAAAAUUCUUUACAUAACGGAAGUAAUGAAUCGUCACGAUUAUCUUCCUAAAAUGCCAAAUCAAGCCGAAUUAGAUCUGAUAUUCGAUACUUCGUAUCCGGAUAUACAACCGUAUUUGUUUAAAUUAUCGUUUACAACGUCUAGUCCGUCGAGUACAACAAUGGGUAAUACGAUGAAGAAGCUGAUCAAAGAGACGUUAUCUAUUUAGUCGUGUUCGUCGUCUUACAGGGGUGUUGUAGCGUAACGCUACAUCUACGACGCGAAUUCCUUUAAAUAAAAAACUUUGGGAAACGCUCGUUGGAAAUAGAAGAAGUUUACUUGUCGUAUCGAGUUUCGAUUCGCGUAUACGCUUGCCUUUCUAUCAUUUUAAUUUCUUGUAUCGUUAGUUGCCAAGUGUUGGUUGUGCUACAUUUUACAUACUAAAUUUUCCAAGAAAUGUCGUCCAUAUCUGUUAUCUAUACAUAUAACAACUCGUCAAGCGUGAGAUCUGGAAAUGAAAUGGAAUAGAAUGAUAUCUGGUGUGCGCGUUACAACAACAUCGUUUACGUUACGAUCCGUGUAAAUACAAGUUCUGUGCCGACAAUACUUGUCAGGAAAAUCAGACUAAUAUUUACGAUAACUGCAAUUAUAUAGACCUGAAAUUUUUGUAAAAUUUCUAUAGUACAAAGAAACGAAUCGUGUACAGUUGUUAAAUUUCCGCGUAUGAACCGUUUCUGUCUAUGCAGUACCGUUGCAUAAGUUUGUCGAUUGCAUGUUAAAUAGCACGUGUCUCUUUGUAGUCUAAAAAAAUUCUAAUUUAUUCAUAUGUUUGAUUGUUAUUAGCAUUAUUAGCAAAAGAAUGACAAGUUUUUCUAAUGUCUUGUUAACGUAAUGCAAUUUCAGAAACGUUCAUCUUUUUUGUUUCUUUGAAACUUUCCUCGUGGUAAGAGUUUGUUUUAAAGAAAGUAAUUUGACAGGCAAUAAAUGUAUUUUAACGCGUAUAGCCAUCAUUUAUUAUGGAUGUAAAUAAACAUUGGAAUGUUUAUUCUCGUAUCGUAGUUACUUACGUAUCGUUUCCGUUGGAAAAUUUGGAAUGUUAUACGAGAUAUCGUCAGUCUUUGAAAACUAUACACGGUACAUGGAACAAGUAUUAUGCUCGUCGUAUGGAAACAGUUACAGAUCUUACAGAAGGCUUAGUUAUGUGAAUGUAUAAGUUUAAUGGUAUGUUUACGUUUUUAACAUACUUUUUAGAAAAGUUGGAAAUUGCAAAUUGUUAAAAUGUGUCGGAAGUAAAAUUAUCGUUGAAAUUCUGAUCUGUUGCUAAUCGAAAUUAUACUAUUUUUGUAUAAUUCGCGAAGGCAUGCGUCCUCCGAGCAUCGUACAGGCUACGUUAAAUACCGUAUGCGGAUAUACGUUACGCAUGUUGACGUAUAUGUAUACACGUAUUCAAAUUUAUUCGGUUAGGUACAGACUGGUAAUUCUUCUAAACAAUAGAGUACAAUAUAACAGAGAUAAAUAUAAAUAUGUGUUAUACACAUAUACAUAUACAUAUACAUAUACAUAUAUGUACAUGUUUUAACGGGGAACGUGACAUAUCGGUCGAAGUAUAAACAAUUGAACGUAGUUGAUUAACAUUGAAAUAGCGGUCGUGUGAUCGAAAGAUUGAGUUGGCAAGAAAAGAGAAUCGUGGAUCGAGAUUAGAAGAGAUUGAAACGAUUUUAAAGUGGUUCACAGAUAGUUACUUACGAUACCAUAUACAUAUAUGUAUAGGAAAGAUUUGUCCUCGAGUUGAAAUUUUUGCUUAAGUGUCGUGUUUGUAAAAUAAAAAGCGAAGCGAUACGAAUAAUUUGCGUGAAAAUGGAAUUUCGUUCUAUGGACAUUAAUUGUAAUUGUAAGUGCGAUGUAGUGGCAAUGUAACACGAUGUUCUCGUGUAAAAAUGCGCACACGCAAAAAUGUAUGAUAUACCGAUGAAAUAUGCGUACAGGAUGUUUCGUGAUAUCCAUCGGAUCCGAAGAAACAUAAAUGUCCUUCGAAAUAGAACGAUCCUUUCAUAUUUUUAUACAACCAUCAAUUUUCCGAAUACGUUACCCAUCCAGUAGCUGAUUGCUGCGAGUACGGGUUCGAACGUAUCCGAAUAUUUCUAGCAAAUCGUGGCUAUAAGAUUUAGCGACGUAAUCUCUGUUGCGAUUCCAAGCGAUCCUACCAAAUUACACGAUAGAAGCAUACAAAAGUAUUCGCUCACGUAUUUCUCGGAUUUGUUGGACAUUGUGCACCUUGGACGAAACUUGGUAAUUGCGUGCCUGCUAUUCGUACACGAGCAAGUUGAUACAUGUAUAUUUUUGCAUAUAUACAAAUUGCGCGUGUACGAUACUAUAUAUAUAUAUAUAUAGAGAGAGAGAGAGAUAGAGAGAGAGAGAGAGAGAGAGAGAGAGAGAGAACUGUAUAAAGAAAAGAAUGAUGAAAAGAAAGUGGAAAUGUGAAAAGAGCGACUAGACGUAGAUACACGUGCAA